GAGCGAUCCAGCACGGAAAUAGGACACGUGCUCGGCCGACGGGAACGCAUCGUUAAAAGAUCGCGGGCAGGACGAUGACUUAAGCUGCACGCUCGAGGAACCGCAAGUGGACGGGAAGGAAGGAAGGAAGGAAGGAAGGAAGAGGAAGCAACGAUAUUGCAAAUGGCUGUGGGGCAGAAUCGAUAUCGUGACGCAAAGAACCGUGAAAGUUGCCGAGGUCGAGGUGCUCUCCUUCACGUAUCACCGAGCCAAUCCAGCGUGUGUCGCUUCGAGAUCGAUGCGUGUAAAGUUGCCGCGCACUGAACGCCCCGAAGCCGUGUUGUUCGGUAACACGAACGUGCCGGAAGGAAAACGAUGACAAUUGCCCCAGUGAUUCUCGCGCGCCAGUGUCCCGUUUGAAACUUCGACAGGCCCACAGGCUGCAACCUCCCUUCGUCUUCUUUUCUUUUCUGUUCCUUUUUUCCUUUUUCCCCGCGCAUCGACAAUGAGCUUCUUCAACUCGUUGCAACAGUACGUGAGCGACAGCGUCGCGAAUCUGACGCUGAGCCCGAAAAGGUUCUCGUUCAGCCGCGAGGACACAACGACCAACGCGACCGGAAGGAGCGGUUCCACCGGAAGCGUCACCGGCACCACCAACACCAACUCUACCGCGCAGCAGUCCACCCCUCACGGUUAUCCAAAGGUGGUGCCGCCACCGGGAGCUGCGACGAGUUCCCAUGGCAGGUCGUUGUCUGCACGCAGACGGACCCUCGAGUGCACUUCCGUUCCCGGCCUGACGGUGCACCCGGCCGCCGGAAGUGCAUCGGGCAGCACGUCGCCCCGCAGGGUUGGCUCUUUCCGAAGAAGCACCGGUUCCGGCGAUCGGCCGCCUUUGAUGUUCUGCCGGAGGAGGCCCUCCUGGCCGGAAGUCGACAUACAAGCCACUUCCGGGGUUCAAGAAACAGAUGGCUCCUUCUUCGAAAGUUUCACCGCGUUAUCUUGGCGACAGGAAAAUCGAAGGCUCGUGGUGCUUCAAGAAGUGGAGGCCAGGGCCAAGGAACCGCCACCCCCGUCCAGAGACACCAGCUUGACGCAAUCCUAUCGUUUUACCAAAAAGGAGCUGGAGCAGUUGUACAUAGAAGUCCUCUACACGGUCGCCAACACUGUGGGCGCCAGCACCGGACAAUACGCCCACUACAAAGAGGAUCUUUAUAGAUACGCGCAGGAAGCGUUCGGAGUCCCGCAGGAUCAACAUCGACGAUACCUGAACAUCGCAUCGGAAGAGAAACCCCCGAUCGUCGUGCUGAGCGUGGUGGUUGUCGAAGCUGAGGGACUAGAAGCGAAAGACGCGAACGGAUUCAGCGACCCUUACUGCAUGCUAGGAAUUCAACCGGGCAACACGGGCGCGCCGUUGAGCCCGCAGACGAAUUUAACGGCGCACUCGCCGCACACGCCGCCAGCAUCACCGAGGCAAGCGACUCGCGCCCUUUCCGACGGCGGUGAAACUGAGAAUUCUCAUCACGAGAAAUUACGGAAGCAUCAUAGUUUCAGGUUGUCGUUCAAGCGCAAGGAGCACACGAGCAGACGCGAGCAUCGAGAAUCACUGAGCGGCGCGGUGCCAGCCAAGUUUAUACGCGCGACCACUGUGAAGCAGCACACGCUGAGCCCACGAUGGAACGAGAAGUUUCGUUUCGACAUCGACGACAUCAACACGGACAUUCUGCACCUGGACAUAUGGGACCACGACGACGAGUCCUCCGUGUUCGAUGCAGUGAGCAAGCUGAACGAGGUACGCGGUGUCAAGGGCCUUGGAAGAUUCUUCAAGCAGAUCGCGCAGAGCGCGAGAUCCGGGGGCCAGGAUGAUUUUCUAGGCUGCGUGAACAUUCCUCUCCAGGAUAUUCCAAGCACCGGGCUGGACCGAUGGUACAAACUAGAGGCCAGAACGCAACGAAGCACUAUUCAAGGUAGAAUUAGAUUAAAAAUGUGGUUGUCAACGAGAGAGGAUCGCGGAACGUCCGAGGAAGACAAUUGGGGUGAGCUGAGGCAACAGGAGCGACUGUACACGGUGUUUCUCAAUCACGAGAUGAACAAACAAGGAGAGGACUUCACAGGGGAAUUGCCACAAACGGCACUAACGAUUCUUCAUCAGCACGCCGUCCAAGGUGACGUCACGGAACUGCAACAAGCGUUAGUUAGAUGGGUGGCGUCAUCCAGGCAAUCAGCCUGCGAUCCAAGGGUUCUCCAUCGUCUCCUUCAGGAAUUGGACAACGUGUGGCACACAGACACCCUCUCCCGGGACGAGGAACAAUGUCUGGCGGACUCUUUCAACGAAUUCCUCGAGGUGACGUUGAAGAAAGUCCGACAGCACCGAGUAUUGUUCCCGCCAUUGCAUCGGCCAUCGAUCUCCAAGUUGGAUUAUCUCCUUCGAUGUUUGGGACUGCUGUCGAACAUGAAGGCGUUCCGUGCUUGUUGCCCGUUCAACAAAGAAAUCCGCGGAGAGAUAAUAACCGCCCUAAGAAAGGGAACCCUCGAAUGGUACGAGGACACGAGGCAGCAAACGAUGUGUUACGACAAGGAGCCGGAUCAGGACGCUGAUAAGGUCCUGCAGGACUUCACGAACCUGGUGACUGCGUUACUGGUUGACUUGGAACAGGGACUCACUUACUACAACAACCUCUUCGAAAGCACGAACGGCGUGCCAUAUUUCUCAGCGGUGUAUAAACAAUUGGACAAGCUGCUGGCGGAACACGUGGCGAAACACAUGGAGAACACAUCCGAGAUGCAAAACGAACUCGGAGCGAGGGUUACCACAGCUUGCCUUCAGCUUCAUGGCCAGAACGCGGACGAAGAGUACGUGCUACCACCUGGAGCGGAAAUUGGAACGCCAAUGUUCGAGUUGUAUCUGGCACUGCAGGAUUUCGUAACCAUGAAGGAGAACCUGCCGCAGUCUGAUCAUAAAACUUUAGCGAUUUGCAAGUAUUACGAGUGGUUCAGACCAGCUGUCGACAAAUGGUUGGACCUGGCUAAAUUGAAGGCGAUCCAACGCGUGAGAAAAUCGGCCGAGCUCGACCGGAUCUGCCCUGGCGAGUACAUCGUGAAGCAUGGUACCUCAGCCAUUGACGUUACAGCUUGCUUGUAUCAGAUUAAGGAAUUUUGGAAGAAGUUGGCGUGGCCGGAUCUUCCUGGAUCGUACAACUUGGUCCUGAAAGUUGUGGACGCGAUCUGUAGUUCAGCAGCCUAUUACGCGGAGAUAACCCAUCAAAAAUUGGCAGACAGUGGUUAUUACGAGGAACAGACGCCAUACAAAACAACAGACGAGGUAAUCGCUGAGAUGUGCGUGGCUGUUAACGGCCUCGAGUACGUUCGAAGAUGGCUUCUGAAGUUAGGCGAGGAGUUGCUGGUCGAGAAGCUUCUAACAGCCUUGGAGUGUCAAGCUGGCGAUUCAGCGCGAAUGCAGUGGAGAACCGCUUUGACGUCACCUUUGGAACAGACACCGGGACAAAUGUUGCUGUUCAUAAAUCAAAUCGUUUCAAGGAUCGGUACGAAGAUGAGACCACCGUUGAAGAAAGCGAUGUUCCAUCUAGCUUGGUCGCCGGACAGUUUACCCACCUCGGAGGCUAUCGCGCCGUUGCUCGAGUAUUUAGACAUGCACCUGGUGGUGCUUAACUCGGCGCUGCUUAUAGUGAAUUUCAAUCGAGUCCUCCAAGACAUCUGGGAAGUGGUCCUGGCUGAGCUUAGCAACCAGAUGGACGGAAACGCCGGCGAUAAACCAGCAAUGUUUUACGAAAGACUUCACGAAGCUUUGGACUUAUUGGUGAAGUUCUUCCACGAGGACGAGAAGGGUUUGCAGUACGAGGUGCUUCACUGUCAGAGCUUCUUGAACGUCGAGGAACGCCUUCAGUAUCACAAGAUGGACACAACGUUCUUGAUCGAUCGAUUCUAUCGACAACGACUUCAGGACCAACUAAACACCGUGUCGUCGGAGUAUGGCGUUCUAACAGUGAGAGCUUAUCUAAAUCACGACUCACUGUGCGUGGAAGUGAUAAAUGCCAGAGACGUGAUACCAUUAGAUCCAAACGGUUACAGCGAUCCUUUCGUCAUAAUCGAAUUGCUGCCACGAAGAGUCUUCGAGCAUUGUGCCGAGCAGCACACCAACGUCAAGAAGAAAACUCUGAAUCCUAUGUUCGACGAGUGUUUCGAAUUCUCCGUAAGCGUGGAGCAGUGUCGAAGUCCAGACGCGAUGGUGUUGUUCACUGUAAUGGAUCACGACGUGCUCACGGCGAAUGAUUUCGCGGGCGAGGCAUUCUUGGGGCUCAGCAUGAUACCCGGUGUUACCGACACGAACACCAGCAUAGACAAUUUCCAUGGCCUCAAGCACACCGAGUUACCCCUGAUGCAUCAGAAGAAUCGAAAUCAUCCGAUUCUGCAGAUUCUGGAGACGAGAGUCGGCGACAAGAUGGCCCUCGAUUUCGUGAAGAAGCAGAAGCAACGAUUCGCCUCGACGUAAAACGACAGAUUCGUCUAAUGAACGAACGAACGAAGCGAGGGAUGAGCAUCGCGGAUAACGAGGGAAUUUUCGUCGUCGACGUCGCGUUGAAUUUCAGCGGCCGAUGAGGGCGUGAGGGGGAGAGAAACGAAGAGAAAACUAAAACGAAACGAACAAAUCAAAAGUCCAUCCCCGCGGAAUGCUCGUCGACUCUUUUCCCCGGGGCUCUUAGCCCUGAAAUUCGUCAGAUCUUUUCUCAGUGUAAAUCGUGUUGAAUAUAGUCAGUGUGUUGGUAACUAAGGAAAUUAAUUAAACGAAACGAGAAAUAA
Messenger RNA from Frieseomelitta varia, 4794 nucleotides. It is a transcript of the gene unc-13-4A, whose product is annotated as BAI1-associated protein 3. The transcript has 26 exons. Bases 485 to 4486 code for a protein of 1333 amino acids. NCBI's taxonomy places the organism in Eukaryota, Metazoa, Arthropoda, Insecta, Hymenoptera, Apidae. The record is from RefSeq and is a predicted model, not a curated record.